This is a messenger RNA of Nymphaea colorata (pocket water lily), 2623 nucleotides long. RefSeq lists its product as uncharacterized. The transcript has 2 exons. The coding region runs from base 383 to 2284 and encodes 633 amino acids. NCBI's taxonomy places the organism in Eukaryota, Viridiplantae, Streptophyta, Magnoliopsida, Nymphaeales, Nymphaeaceae. The record is from RefSeq and is a predicted model, not a curated record.
AGCUCCUUCGUCUCAAGACCACCAUUAGAGUACAGGACUAAGUGCUUGAAGGGUCUGAUUGUUGCUACUGAACGUGGCAUCAGCUUCAUUUCCGUGUUUAGUGUAAAAAGCACUCUAGCGUUAAUGGCUUCUCUUUUGCUUUUGUAAGCCCCCAACAGAGUUGAGAGAGAGUGAGGAGGCAUCGAACGUUUGUCGCCCGAAAGAUUACUCCGUCCUUGGUGAACUCAUUCUGCACUAGCGACCUCGCUCUCUGUGUUGUAUAUCAGAGAGGAGGAGGGAAAGAGGAGGGACCGCUUUCUCAUUGGCUCUCUCUCUCUCCCUCGGCCAGCGAACCGGAAGAAGGAAGAAAAAGGGUAGAAUCUUGAGAAGAGAAAUCGGAGAUAUGAACAAUUCGGAUUGGGCAAUAGACGACAACGGCCGGGGGGCAGUGGAGGAGGCCGCCCCCUGUUUGGGCAUCCCCACCACCCCAACCGACCCCGAUGGGGGGCUCGGCCUUGUUGGGACCCUGAUCUCGCCGGCCGGGAGCUCCGUCGACGACGAUGAGGCCGAAGACGAUGAUUCCGAUGGAGCAGAUGCGGCCUCCUCUGCAGGGGCAACCGUUGACCCGGAACCCUACCUCUCCAACCAAUUUUACACCUUUAAUCAGGAGUCCCACCGGCUUAUGUCUCGCUGCAUUCUGGAGUCGCGAUACCCAUCUCUGGACGAGAUCAAGGCGGCGACUCCUGCCUCCGUCCUCGUGUCCUGGCGCGGCGUCUGGAAGGACCGGAACGAAGACACCGCCUAUGCAACCGGCUGGAAGCGAAUUCAGGACAAGCUCGGGGCUGCCCCUGCCUCGCUGCGUCGAGAAGAGUCCCUCUUCUUCAAGAACAACCCCAAUCAAUUGGUGCCUCAUGUUCAGCAGUGGCAAGAGAUUGCCGUGAGCUGCCACUCGAAAGGUCCUGACUCGAAGCACUUGGGGUUAAAGGAGACCAUUGAUCGGAUAAAGCAGGUUUGGACUGUUGGUGCGAAGUUUUACGGCAUUCCGGAGGCGUUCAUCCGCGCGUGCUUAUUGAACUGUGCUGUUUGCCGGUCCGAGGAGGCUUCUGGGGGGCAGGGUAGAUCGAAGAGGAGGAGGUUCAAGUACACCGACACCUUCGAGGUACCCGCCAAGGAGGUUCCGCAGCGGCUGCAGCAGCUAGCGGCCAAGCAUAAAGUGGUGCUCUGCAUCCGCCAGAAGUAUAUCCGGUACAAGCCCUUCAUGGCGGAGGUGAAGGACUACUGUUGCCACCGGGCCGGGGAGCCCAAUAUGAAGAAGCCUGGGGUGCUGCAGAGGAAAAGGUAUAUCUCUAAGCGCUGCGGAUGCGGUUUCAGGAUCAGAGCAAUAGUGCCCAUCAAAGAUUACAAUCAGAAAGAUAAGAGUUUUACAUAUGAGGAUGACGGGAAGGCGGUUUUCAAUCUCUAUGCAGUGCACUCCGGCCAUGAGCCUGGUCCCCAUGAGGGUAGCGCGAGGAUUAUUCAUAGAUUUGUCGGGCCUGCAAAUUUAGCGAUUGAGCGGGGAGAAAUUGUUUGCAUGGGGACUGAAGGGGCUGAUGGUGCGUGCUUCUCUGUGACCAAUAAAGUGGAUGGGCAUAUGCGGUUGACAGUUUCGAAGCAGAUUGAAGAAUUGAAGGCUGAAUUGGGGACCGUGAUAUCAAAAAUACCAUGUUUACCAGAAGACACAUUGUUGUCGUUGUCCCAGGAGCUUUUGGGGAUUAGCCAGAAGCUGAGGAGUAUUCGGGAGGCCUCGGAGUGCGAUAAGAUGAUUGUCAGGCAUCAUCACCAAGACUCGGUAUUUCUGGAUGAUCCAAAUGAUCUUGAUGAUUGGGGAGACCGUCAUGAGAUUAAGAGUAGUAUUGUUUCUCGCCGGUUGAUGAAUGAUAGUGAUGGACAUGACUUUUUGAGUGUUGUUGGUGGCAUUUCCCAUGAAGCGAAUAGCUCCUUAAGAGCCAUUUCUGGAGGUUUAAGUAGUGCUGAAUGUGCCGGUAGCCUCAAGCUAUUGGACUGGAGUUUACCUGUGAAAGAGCCUUGUGAGCAGUUCAGUAGUGCCGAACCUAUUCUUUCUCAGGAUGAAGUUAAAAGUUGUAAAGAUCCUCAUUUGGAUGCUACCCAUGAUAUGUCUGUUAAUGGGGAGGAUGAAAAUCUUGUGGGUAUGAAUGUGGACGGAUAUGACAAUGAAAGUAUUAGAUGGUAUUUAGAUCCUAGCCCUGAUUGUGGUGAUAAUCUCUCUAUAGCUCUGCCGGAAGGUCUCAGACAUGCAAUUGUAUGAGAUAGUCCUUUUACUAAAGAGUGAGAGAACCUUCGUCGCUUGGGCAUCGUCUUUCGAAUGCUUCAUCAAUACCUGUUCUACGUUUCCCUCCAACAAAAAUUUCUGGCAGCUGCACGUGCCCUGUUGUAGAUUUUUUUUCUCUUUUUUUUUUUUUUUUUUAUGGAACUGAGAGUUCUAAUACCUGUACUUAAUGAACAUGCAACCCUGUUCUAAUACCUGUAGUUAAUGAACAUCCCACCCCUGUUCCUCUACUAUGGUAGAUCUGGUGUUCAUUUUACCUGUGAGAUGUCCUUUCUUUACAUCAAAGUAAUAUAUAGCGAAGAUCCUUUUACAUGAGAA